AGCUUGCUUUCUGACAUGUAUACAUACAUCUUAGAGAAGUAUAAAAUCCAUGUCAAAAUUCUGUGUUGCAUAACUAAGGUUAGAUUUCGUUCUUCGUCAACAGAUCGUAAAAAAGACCUUGUGAAACUCCAAGCAGGAGAAUAUGUUUCUCUUGGCAAAGUAGAAGCAGCUCUGAAGAAUCUUCCGCUGGUAGAUAACAUUUGUGCAUACGCAAGCAGUUUCCAUUCUUACGUCGUUGGAUUUGUUGUGCCAAAUCAAAAGGAGCUUGCAGAACUAGCUCGAAAGAAAGGAUUUAAAGGAACCUGGGAAGAAAUCUGUAACAGUCCAGAGAUGGAGAAAGAGGUACUGAAGGUGCUAGCUGAGGCUGCCAUGGCAGCUAAUCUGGAGAAGUUUGAAAUACCAGUAAAAAUCCGUUUGAGCCCUGAUCCUUGGACCCCUGAGACUGGCCUAGUGACAGACGCGUUCAAACUGAAACGCAAGGAGCUCACAGCGUACUAUCAGAUGGACAUUGAUCGAAUGUACGGAACGAAUGUCAAAUAAGUAUUUUUCUGCACCACUUUGUUACAGUGAGCUUGGAUCAAAUAGGAAAUACUUGAAUUGCCUGUCUCAGCACUUGAGAUCAAACACCAAACCACCAUUCCUCAUUUGAAGCCUAAACUGUUAUUUCUGAUAACAUCACCCUGAUGACCGGCGAGUUUAGUAAAAUCUUACGGCAGCAAACUUGUGUCUGUCUCCUUUUUUUUUUUCCAGUUUUCUCUGCUACCUUGUCAGUUCUUGGAUUUUCCCGACUGUUUUUGGGAAACCAUGAUUCUGAAGCCUCAAGUUUUUAAACAUUUAUAAGUCCUGUAUAAUGUUUUAUUUGUAUCUUUUAACAUUUGGAUGUAUAUAGGGAGAACUUGGCCAUGUAAGAAAUGGUAAUACUGGGGGCCUUUUUUUACCUAACUAUUUAAAGAUAAGGUACUGAUGUUGUGACAUUAUGUAAAUUAAAAAUGCUUAUAAUGACGUCACUGUUGAACAGAGGACCAGAUUAUUUGCUGCUGUGGUAUUUUUCUGUGUGAAUCUGAGGGAAAAAACGUUUGACGUUACAGCUUGUUUAAAACACCUUUAAUGUGUGCUUAAUGGUUACUUUUAUUUUUGUCUGAAAGUGAAAAGAUGGUCAUGGCACAGCUCUGCAUAAAGGUGGGUAACUGUGCAGGUGUUAGUGUCUUUUGUAUUAAAUAACACUUAUUAACACAGCAGAAAUGAAAUGGAGGAAUAAUCUCUCAAAUACAGAAGCCCCUUCUUGAAGUAGCUCAUGAUCAUUCUGUACAGUAGUUGAACUGCAUGGAGCUAAUAAGAACUCUCAGAAUUAAUUUCAAUUAAUGCUUUAUAAGUUUAACAGUGUCUAGCAGAGGGACUGCAACAAAUCCUGUUCUGUUUUCUUGUUAGAUUUGGACAAUACAGUGGGUUUGCUGUUUGGUUUGUACAAGUAUGAUAACAGCCCUGUUCUUUGCUAGCUGCAUCCCAGAUCUUACUGGGGAGAGGGGAGGCUGAAGUCCUAAUAGCAGUUAUGUUCUCAGUUCACACAGUGCCUAGCUGCCCUUUGUGCCAUUACAAAUCUCCCUUUUAAUGUUAUGCUCUUCUAUUCAGAGGUUUGUUUUUUUUCCUUUUAAAGACAGAUAUUUGAGGUAUUUGUCAGCCUGAGUUGUAUUUAUGUUACUUGUCUAAUCAUUACACCCAAAUUCUUACUUUGGGAAGGAGUCUCAGUUUCUGUUUUGCUGUAGAUAUAUGUGAAUGUUGUUUGAAGAGUUACCAGAAAUCUUUUCAUCUUCAGUGACAAUAUUUAGAUUUGUUUCAGAUUUGAGUUUUAUUCUCAAAAUAUUUCUAGAAAGAAAAUAAUCAGGGUUACGUCAAUGUGAAAAAACAUACAUCCCUCAACUUUGUGAUGGAGCAAAUACAAAAAUGGUGUUAAUUUGAAGACAGUUCUUAUGUGUAUCAUACUGACAGUGCUAGAAGUUGAAGUCUUGUUGCUAUCUACUUAAUGGUAUGUUAUGGUAGCAUGUGGCAGUUCUGAACAGCAGAAGGUUUGUUUGGGGAGGGGAAUUCCUGCUGCUAGCACUCAGAGUUUUGAUGUGGCAGUUGUGGAAGUUGCUCGAUGUGUAAAUUCUCUUUAAAAAGUAUUCUGAAAUGUUAUUUCAAUUAACACUUUCCACUGGUUACAGAAAGCAGUUUCAGAGCACUUGAAUGUUAUCAAAUAGGUUUCAGUUUUGGAAAAAUGAUAAGAUUUGUGCUGUUCUUCAUUAUCUUAUCAUCAGUUUCCUCUCCUGCAGUCUAUGAAAAAGACUGUUAUGUUUGUGGUGUAACAGGUGAAAUGGAAAUACAGAAAACAAACAAAAACCAGAACUGCUUUUAUAAGAGUAAUGCCUUCGGAUACCUAGAUAAUGAUUUUUUUCUGACAAAUAGGUAAAGAUUCAUGUGGGAAAUGAACUGUCAGGAUGUGGAAGUUGCCAGGACUGCAGGGAAGUGUUGAGCUGUGUCUGUCCUCCAUCAGCAGGUUAUUAAGAUGUUUGCACUCAGCACAGGACGUGCAUUGCUCAAGUGGUUUUGGUGAUUUUGAUGAAAAUUAACAAAUCACUCAAGUACUGUUACUAUGUAUAACACUUGGUGCAUCGUCCAGCAGAUUUGAUCUAUUUGGUAAAUUCAGAAGGAAUUGGAAAAUGUUAUUCCAGAGUUUACAUGCAGUUUUGGGUAAAUUGUGUAAAUGAAACUGAAAUAAUUUGGUAUUAGUAGUUCUCUUUUUAUCUCUGAUUGAGUUGCAGUCUGUAUUUGAUGUUUUUUAUUUUUUUUUUUUUUUUU
This is a messenger RNA of Meleagris gallopavo (turkey), 2835 nucleotides long. The record is from RefSeq and is a predicted model, not a curated record. NCBI's taxonomy places the organism in Eukaryota, Metazoa, Chordata, Aves, Galliformes, Phasianidae.